Messenger RNA from Aureobasidium pullulans EXF-150, 546 nucleotides. RefSeq lists its product as uncharacterized. Lineage: Eukaryota; Fungi; Ascomycota; Dothideomycetes; Dothideales; Saccotheciaceae. The transcript has 2 exons. The record is from RefSeq and is a predicted model, not a curated record. The annotation marks the transcript as partial.
AUGCGUACCUUCAUCGCCACAGCCCUCUGCCCUCUAGUGGCUUGCUAUACCAUUCAACCCUUCAACACAACCUCCAGAUCCUUAAACACCACCAUCUCUCCAUCUACCACCUCCUGCAUUUCCACCGCCGAUGCCAUUCUCAUCGCCAAUGGCUUCGGCCAGAUCCUGUCCAACUUCAGCAUGUCCUUCGGCGACAUCCUGAUCGCAGAUGACUAUGUGGAUCAAUCGGACAGUGUGGCCACCUUGAUGCAUUCGCCUAAUUUGCUCGCUUCUGAUUUGGGUAAACUCACCUUCGACACUAAAGCCUCCUUCCUCGCCGGCGAACAAGCUCAACCAGGCGUUCCGUUCACUCUCCUCAACACUUGGUCCUCCUGCUCAGCUGUAACUUUCCGCUACGUGCUUUCCCCUCCCUCUGGCUUGGAUGUUCAGGGCAUCGCUGUUGCUGAAGUUGUAGAAGCAAAGAGCAAUGGAACAGGCGUUGGUGAAGGUGAUCAAAAGUGGCAGAUCAAGACAUUUUAUGGAGAAUUCAAUUCUGCGGUUUGGUUG